GAUUAUCACAUUAGCUUGGUUAGUUAGCUAGCCGUGAAAAAACAGAUUGCCUGGUUUCCCCGGCUAUAUGUUUACACUUUAUUCUUCUUAAAAAGGCACUAGGAGGACUCUGCGCGUUUCUGCUGGGAUUGUGUUUGAAUAUCGCCCGUAGGAAAGGAUCAUCUCCGUGUGUUGUACGGAUCCUAACGAUGAGUUAUGCUGAAAAGCCAGAAGACAUCACGAAAGAAGAGUGGAUGGAAAAACUGAACAAUGUUCACAUACAGAGGGCGGACAUGAAUCGGCUCAUUAUGAAUUACCUGGUGACAGAAGGGUUCAAAGAAGCGGCGGAGAAGUUUCGUAUGGAGUCUGGCAUCGAGCCGAGUGUGGACCUGGACUCUCUGGAUGAGCGGAUAAAGAUCAGAGAGAUGAUCCUGAAGGGACAGAUCCAGGAAGCCAUCGCCCUCAUCAACAGCCUGCACCCCGAGCUGCUGGACACCAACCGCUACCUCUACUUCCACCUGCAGCAGCAGCAUCUGAUCGAGCUGAUCCGUCUGAGGGAGACGGAGUCGGCGCUGGAGUUCGCUCAGACUCAGCUGGCGGAGCAGGGCGAGGAGAGCAGGGAGUGUCUGACGGAGAUGGAGAGGACGUUAGCGCUGCUCGCCUUCGACAACCCCGAGGAGUCGCCCUUCGGAGACCUGCUCAACAUGAUGCAGCGGCAAAAGGUGUGGAGCGAGGUGAACCAGGCGGUGCUGGACUACGAGAACAGAGAGUCGACUCCCAAACUGGCGAAGCUGCUGAAGCUGCUGCUGUGGGCCCAGAACGAGCUGGACCAGAAGAAGGUCAAAUACCCCAAAAUGACGGACCUGAGCACGGGAACCAUCGAGGACCCCAAGUGAACCGCCCCACCCUCUAUCCCCCCCCCCCCCCACUUAAUUUAUGACCAGGCAGUGACUGUGUGACAGCCAGGUUUGUGUAUAAACAGAUGCUAACUUCACGUUUCAUUCAUGGGAGGUAAAACUGUAAAUUGCUGUAUUUACAAAAUAUAAAUGUAGUUUACUGAUCCUGGAUUUUUGGUUAAAUCUCGGAGACGACAAUUCAAAUAAAGCCUAAGCUAGGAGUAUUAUUUAUUUUGACCCUGAGACUUUAUCUUACCAGAGAGCAAGGUGGUAACAGAGGGGAGGAAAAUAACGAUCACUGCUUCAAAUCAGAGUUUAACAUUUGAAAUUUCAUACAAAAAAUGUGAGUAUUUUUCAAUGAAAAGGAAGGAGACACUUUAUUAAAUGUAACAUAGUUUUAAUUAAUAUAGUAUUUUAUGGUUUCUUGUCUGAAAACUCGUUUCUUUUUGGUACGUAAUAUAAAAACAAGACAUUUUGAGAACAUGCCGUCCAUUUUUGAAGCCGUCAGUAUUUUCUCAUGCAUGGAAAUGUUUUUUCAACGGGGAAAAGUCUGUUGUUGUGCUUGUUUAUUUUUUGUUUACUUGCUGCUUGUUGUCCAUCCUUAAUUUAUUUUAAGGUUGUAUUGUCUUUAUAGAUAUAUUGGCUUUGACAAAUACUGAAACCCAGAGAGCUCACGUCCCUUUUAUUAUUCCACAUUUUUAAAGCGCAGAUUUGCAAAUAUUAAAAUAAACAAAACUUUUGUGAACCAUA
This is a messenger RNA of Gymnodraco acuticeps, 1625 nucleotides long. RefSeq names its product glucose-induced degradation protein 8-B homolog. NCBI's taxonomy places the organism in Eukaryota, Metazoa, Chordata, Actinopteri, Perciformes, Bathydraconidae. Gene Ontology annotation, biological process: proteasome-mediated ubiquitin-dependent protein catabolic process; positive regulation of canonical Wnt signaling pathway. The coding region runs from base 189 to 875 and encodes 228 amino acids. Gene Ontology annotation, cellular component: cytoplasm; nucleus. The transcript has 5 exons. Gene Ontology annotation, molecular function: protein binding. The record is from RefSeq and is a predicted model, not a curated record.